AUGUAUGAUAAGAAUUUCGGAGGAUAUCGAGUGUUUAUUGGUGACUUAGGCUCGCGAACGUCGAAAUAUGAGCUAGAACGACAAUUUGAUUAUUACGGCCCCCUUUUCGAUUGUUGGGUGGCAAGAAACCCACCAGGUUUCGCCUUUGUCGUUUAUAAACAUGCUGAGGAUGCUGACAGGGCUGUGAGAGAAUUAGAUGGCAGAGCUAUAUGUGGUCGUCGUGUGCGCGUUGAGCAUGCUCGACCAUCAGGCGGUAAAAAGCCUCCACCGACAUUUGCAAAUCGAUUUAAUCAACGUUCACCACGUAAUAACAGAUCUCCAUCAAAAGAACGUGAUAGCAAACGAAGUCGUACAAGAUCUGGAUCACGCUCUCGUGACAAAACUGGUGAAAAAGCAAAAAAGAGAUCGUCACAUCGUCGUUCAAGAUCACAUUCAAAAAAAGUAAAACGAAGUAAACAACAACGAGGUUCAUCUACAAGAACACGCUCUCGCUCAGCAGAAAAGCGAUCAAGGCGACAUAGCAGUGAAUCAUCUCGUGACCGCUCAAGAAGUCGUAAUAAACGACGAUCAUCUGAUGAAGAGAAAAAGGUGAGCAAACGUCGAACACGUAGUCCAAGUGGUAAUGGAGAACAAGACGUGAAAUCACCACCGGUCAAAGAUGAAAGUGAUAAUGAAGAACGUCGUGGUGAUAAUGAAGUUGAUGAUGAACAUUCCGAAGCAAACAAAAAACCAUUAAAAAAACAGAAGAGACGUUCAUCAUCAGAUAUUAGUGGUGAACGAGAAUCUGCUGAUGAAAAUGAUAUUCAUAUGAAUAAUGAUAAUGAACCACAUACAGACGAAGAAGAACAUAAUGAACGAUCUCGAUCACCUUAG
This is a messenger RNA of Didymodactylos carnosus, 873 nucleotides long. The record is from the annotation of a GenBank genome assembly. Lineage: Eukaryota; Metazoa; Rotifera; Eurotatoria; Philodinida; Philodinidae.